This is a messenger RNA of Pseudonaja textilis, 3919 nucleotides long. Lineage: Eukaryota; Metazoa; Chordata; Lepidosauria; Squamata; Elapidae. The record is from RefSeq and is a predicted model, not a curated record.
CCGGCGCUUUGCUGCCUCUUCGAGGGUCCGGCUUCAGCCGGCGGAGCGGAGGGGUCGUCCUGCUUUCGGCUCCGAGCAGGCUCGGGGGCGGGCCGGGCUGGGGCGAUGGACGAGCUGCUGCUGCCCACGGCCGUGCUGGAAAUCUGCGUCUUGGUCGGGGUCUCCCGGGAGAAAGCCAGAGACGCGCGUCAGCUUGCACAGAAAAAGGACGUGAGAACCAUCCCACUCGAACCAGAAGUUCUCUCCGUUUUUGUACCUCCGUUUAUCAGCAAGGAAGAUUUGCAAGCUCUUCCUCUAAAUAGCAACGCACUCAAUAAAACCAAACGCCGUUCUUUCCGGAAGAGGAAAGAUAAAUUUAAGGCGGAGGAGGCAAAAGCUGUAAACGGAGCCCCCAAAACACCUGAGAAUGAAGACAUCACUGUCCCCACAGAUGUCGACCUGAAUGGACUGCCCCAGCUUUGCUUUCCAGGAGGAUUUUAUAUCACGGGAGAAUCGAGGGAGAACCAUUUUCACUUCCUCGUUUUCACAGAUGUCUUUGGAAACCGAACGUAUGGAGUUGUGGCCCAGUAUUACCAGCCUAUGCAAGAGGGACGCCUUUACAACGGGCAGGCACAUUGGGAUAACCUUCAAAGCUCCAGAGCUGAUUCGUACUUCGUACCAUUUGCUGUUUGUGUCAUAUCCAGGUACCCAUAUUUCAACGCCCUGAAGGACUGUUUGUCUUGUUUGUUGCUAAGUCUUAAGCCUUACAAAGAUUCAGAGAUCGAGGAACACAUAAAAGAAUUUGCAGCGAAGUUAUCCCUGAUACCCAGUUCUCCUCCUGGGCAGCUUCAUCUGCUAUUCAAUAUGAAGCCUCUCCAAGUCGUGUUUCCAUCUCAGGAAGAUCCCGACAGCCCUCUUAUUGAUUUGGAUCUACAUCUUCCCUUCCUUUGCUUCAAGCCGGAACAGAUUUUACAGGUAAAGGGGUUGUUUUUAAACGGACUGAAAUUUUCUCCACCAAACUUCUGCCAAAUUGACAGGGAAUUCCCUCAUCCCGUUGAACCAUUAAAAUUGUUUCUGUUCUUAGUCUGCCAAGGGUGACAUCUACCAUAAUGGAUUGUUAACUUUUAUUUGUAACUAUCAACCUUCCUGAUUUUUUGUAACAAUCAGGAAGCCGACGACUUAAUUCUAAUCAACAUCGAUUCUGGCGAUAUCGCUCAAUCCAAGUCCUCUGAAGAGGAAACCGACAUUCCAGAUGUCCCAGCAGAAGCAGCCAGGGUUUUUAUAACACGAUCUGAAAACCUUCAGCUGCACUAUGACCUUGAACUCUGCCAUCUGGGAACCUCCACGUACUUCUUCGAAAUACAAGGCCGACGGAGAACUUGGCAACACAAGCUGAAUUCUGAAAUUCAACAGAUUACUCUGCAGUUAAUCGUCAAUAUCUUUAGGGAGGUGAAAGACCAUUUGAACUAUGAACACCGAGUAUUUAACAGUGAAGAAUUCUUAAAGACAAGAGCAAUAAACGAUCAGCCUUUUUACAGAAAGGUGCUAGAAACGUAUAUGUUCCACUCUUUUCUCAAAGCCCGCCUUAACGGAAGGAUGGAUGCUUUUGCCUACCUAGAGCAAAGCACCCAGAAUGAAGAAGACAGAUUCAACUUCCUGGUUGGUAACCCGAGAAGGCAGACAAUGGAGAAAAUGAUUUCUAAAAGGUUUAAUCCUCAGUACAUGCUCAGCAGGCGCAUGGGGAUGAGCCUUCCUGAUCUGCACAACAUUAAGCCGAGCGACGGCCCGAUGAGGAAUUUAUCCCUUCGAAGUGUAGACGUCACACAAGCGAAAAGAUCGAUUUCGAAACCCAUCAGCACUUUCAAGAUCCCAGAUAUCCAUUUCCCACUGCUGGGUCAGAGCGUCCAGUCCUAUUACGUCGACUUCGGUAACCAUCUCAGCAGAGCCAUCCACGUUUUGUCCCCGGAGAACUCUGCGCUCCUUGCGAGGUAUUUCUACCUUCGGGGACUUGUCAACCUGAUGCAAAGAAAAUUCCUCAAUGCGCUUUCGGAUUUCCAAAACCUGUACAAGACGGACAUCCGGAUAUUCCCUACAGACCUUGUGAGAAAAAUGAUCGAGAAUCUCCCACCCCUGGAUCGCUCUCAGGCAGAUCAGAAACCUGAACUGAAGAGGUUGAUCAGUCACCUGCUGGAUAAACAGCGAGAGGUCACUAAAACCGAUGACCACGUGAAGAAAUUUGAGUUGCCAAAAACUCACAUGCAGGUGAACGACUUUGUGAAGCGUAUCCAGGAAUCUGGGAUUGUCAAAGAUACAGACACGAUCCAUCGGUUGUUCGAUGCAUUAACCGUAGGGCAGCAAAAACAAAUCGACCCGGAAACCUUUAAAGACUUUUAUACCUACUGGAAGGAAACAGAAGCAGAAGCUCAGGAUGUCAACCUGCCGCCGAGCGUCCUAGAACACCUGGACAAAAACGAGUGUGUUUACAAGUUGUCCAACUCCAUCAAAACCAACAAAGGAGUCGGCAAAAUCGCACUGACGCCGAAACGCCUGUUUCUGUUGAUGGAAGGAGCUUGUCCCGGCUAUCAAGAUAUUGCCACAUUCAGAGAUAUAGAGGAAGUGAGAAAUACCACCGUCACUUUUCUUCUCCUCAAGAUUCCCACCUUGAAGAUAAGAGUCAAGUACAAAAAGGACGUUUUUGAAGCAAAUCUGAAGUCCGAGUGCGACCUUUGGCACUUGAUGGUGAAAGAGAUGUGCGCUGGGAAGAAAAUGGCAGAUGAUCACAAGGAUCCACAGUACCUUCAACAAGCCCUCACCAACGUUCUUCUGAUGGACGCAGUAGUGGGUUCUCUGCAGUCCUCCAAAAUAAUCUAUGCAGCUUCGAAGCUGUCUUACUUUGACAGGAUGAAGAACGAAGUGCCCAUGAUGGUCCCCAAAACCACGUCUGAAACACUAAAGCACAAGAUCAACCCAUCGGCGGGUGAAACCUUCCCACAAGCAGUGGAAGUCUUGCUGUAUACACCAGGGCAGCUGGAACCCACCGAAAAGCAUGGAGACACCCAUCCAAAAUUGUGGUGCGCUUUGAAUGGAGGGAAGGUUGUGGUCUUUGAUGCCUCAACGUGGUCUCUACAGCAUUCUUUUAAAGUGGGGAACUCUAAACUGAAAUGUAUGAUCAUGGCAGAACAAAGUCAAGUUUGGAUCGGCUCUGCAGAUUCCGUCAUCUACUUGAUCAACACCUACAGCAUGUCUUGCAAUAAGCAACUGAAUGACCAUCGCCGUGAAAUUGUGGACAUUGUUGUGGAUACCAGAGAGAGUCUACCUAGCGAGGUGUAUUCCUGCAGUGUGGACGGCACCGUCAUUGCCUGGAACAUCAGCUCUCUGAAAGUGAACCGUCGGUUCCAGCUGCCCUUGGAAACAGUGACUUCGAUCCAGUUCUACAAGAAUCGUCUUUGGUGCUGUAUACAAGACUACAUUGUUGUGGUCAGCACAAACGGGCUGGUUCGCCAGAAGGUGAAACUGGAAAAUGUGCCGUUGGAACCCCUCACACCUCUGCUCUGUUUCCAGUUGUUUCCUGAGAGGGACGAAGUCUGGGCUUCGUGGGCCGGCAGCUGUGAGCUGUUGAUCUGGAAUAUGGAGGAUUUUUCCACCCCCUUACAGAAGAUGAGCCUGCAAGACUGUUCAGAGAUCACCUGCAUGAUAAAAGUGAAAAACCAGAUGUGGAUUGGUGGCCGAGGACUCUCCCAGGGCAAGGUCAAAGGAAAAGUCUACGUGUUGGACACGGAAAGGAAAUUGGUGGAAAAAGAGUUGGUUGGACACACGGAUACGGUGAAGUCCUUGUGCUCCGCCGAGGAUCGCUACGUUCUGAGUGGAGGUGGAAAGGAAGAAGGGAAGAUAGCGAUCUGGAAGGUGGAAGAGAGUUUGGGCUUCCAUUUCGUUUAAUAUC